CCCUCUCUCUCUCGCUCUCUCUCACUCUCUCUUGAGCGACAAUGCCCGGUGGCUCCAUAUUCCAAAUCAACCUCUCUGGGAUUUUGCCAGUUUUUUAUUUGCUCGCAUCUCUUCCCGUGCUCGCUCGCCUCUCGGCUUCGGCUCAAGUCGGGGAACAGAAAUCGACGGCGGCAGGUCCCAGCCAAGCCCGGAGGGGCAUGAAGACUCUCAUUUUGUUGGACGUGGAGAUCAGGGGUUCGAUUCGGAGCGUCAACGAAAACUUUCUAUCCAUUCAGCUCGACCCGGCGGUGUUGCACAAUGGUUGGAUCGAUUUUUUGAGCUCCAAGAAGCUGGUGACCUUGGCGAGAGGGCUAUCCCCUGCCUUUCUCUGGUUCGGUGGGAAAAGGACGGAUUUUCUGCAGUUCCAGAAUCAUCGAAACCUGGCGAAACACAGGGGAGAACUGGGGCCGGAUUUCUACCUCAAAAACUACGAAGACGACAUUGUUCGAAGCGACAUCGCCAUGGACAAACAGAAGGGUUGUAAAAUUGCGCAGCACCCGGACAUCAUGCUGGAACUGCAGAGAGAGAAAGCGUCACAGAUGCAGAUCGUCCUGAUCAAAGAACAUUUCUCCAACACCUACAGCAACAUCACAAUAACAGCCAGAUCUCUAGACAAACUCUACAACUUUGCCGAGUGCUCGGGCUUGCACCUGAUUUUUGGCCUCAACGCCCUGCAGCGGAAUUCCGACAACUCCUGGAACGGGUCGAGCGGCCUCAGCCUCCUCAAGUACUGCGCCAGCAAGAAGUACAAUAUAUCCUGGGAGCUCGGAAACGAGCCCAACAGCUACCGAUCAAUGGUGGGGAGGACUAUCAACGGGAGCCGGCUUGGGAAGGACUACGUUCAGCUCAAGAACCUGCUUCAGUCCGUCCGGUUCUACACUAAAGCCAGCCUGUACGGGCCCAACAUAGGCCGACCGCGAAGGAACGCAGCGGGACUGCUGGACAGGUUUAUGAAGACAGCAGGAACAGUGAUCAACGCGGUGACAUGGCAACAUUACUACAUAGAUGGGCAAACCGUGAAGGUGACAGACUUCAUGAAAACCCGUCUCCUGGACACCCUCUCCGAACAGAUUGCCAAGGUACAGAGGAUCGUGAACUCUCAUGCCCCAGGGAAAAAAGUUUGGCUGGCAGGAGUUGGCCCGUCAUGGGCUGGAGGGAACUCAAACCUCUCGGAUACCUUUGCAGCGGGAUUUCUCUGGUUAAACACACUGGGAAUGUCGGCCAAACAAGGUAUGGACGUGGUUGUCCGAAAUUCAUUCUUUGACCAUGGAUAUAAUCACCUGGUGGAUCAAAACUUCAACCCACUGCCGGAUUACUGGCUCUCUCUGCUCUACAAACGCUUGGUGGGAAACAAAGUCCUCAUGAUCCAAGUGGCAGGCCUCCAGAGGAGACCUCGGCCGGGACGGGUCAUCCGGGACAAGCUGAGGAUCUACGCCCACUGCACGCAAUCCCGCAACCACAAUUACCUGCGAGGAUCAAUCACCAUAUACAUCAUCAACCUGCACAGAUCCAGGAAGAAAAUCAAGCUGGCUGGAGCGUUGCGGGACAAGACUGUCCACCAGUAUCUCUUCCAACCUCAUGGAGAUCAGGGGCUGUUAGCCAAGUCAGUCCAGUUGAACGGUCGUCCCUUGGUGAUGGAAGACGACGAAACCUUUCCUGAAAUGAAACCAAGAACUCUUCGAGCGGGGAGGAUGGUGGUGAUCCCACCUCUCUCCAUUGGCUUCUACGUGGUAAAGAAUGCAAAUGCGCCCUCCUGCAAGUUUCGGUAGCCGAGCGGCCCAGCGUCCGAGAAGCUGCCUCCGUCUCCUCCAGCGAUGCUCAAAACAAGAAAAGAGAAUUAACAGCGGACUGUUUCCAUCCCUUCCCUCAACGUCAUCUGAAGCCAGGAUCUGGGAAGACUCCUCCAGGUGGACAUCACUGUCUCCCCCCCUCUCUUGUCCCUGUUGUUCAGAGUUGGUUGGUUCCUCUGGUUGAGAUCAACUCUCACCUGAAAGACAGUGGGAUUGUGAUGUUGAUCCAUCCUUCCAAAAUAGGACUAAGGGAAACAUCCCAGAUUCAUGGAUUACAGCUGUAGGAUAUGGGUUACCCAACCAGAUUAAGUUCUAGGGGGUAAAAAAACACUUCAAUCAAGGUCUGUGAUAAUGUCCAUGAUCCCACAUCGAUAAGUUCUCAGGGUCAAGGCAACUUGAACAGACAGUCUUAGUGAUGUGGAAAUAGGCGUUCAAAUGGAGUGGCCCAGUGGUGCAGUUGGUAGCGCCGCCAGAGACCUGUGCCAGAGGCCCAGAGACCCAGGUUCGAUCCUGACCUCGGGUGCUGUCCGCGUGUGGAGUUUGUACGUUCUCCCUAUGGCCAUGUGGGAUUCCUCCGAGUGCUCCGGUUUCCUCUCACAUCCCAAAGAAGUGCAGAUUCAUUGGCUAAUCGGUCUCUGCAAAUUGUCCCUAGAGGGUAGAACGUGGAUACAAAUGUGGAAUAACACAGAACUAGUGUGGAUGGGUGAUCAAUGGUUGGCAUGGACUCAGUGAGCAGAAGGGCUGGUGUAUCAAUCAAUUCAAUCAAAUCUUACUCCAGAGUUUAACACCAAGUCAUUAAUUAAAACUGUUAUUUUUUAGGAAAUUCUGUUAUCAGUAAUGACGACUAUGUCUUCAAAACCCAUCUGGUUCCUUGAUAUAAGACUUUAUAUUAUAGAGUCAUAUGGCAUGGAAACAGGCCCUUCAGCCCAUCUUGUCACACCGGCCAUCAUGUCCCAUCUACACACGUCCCACCUGCCUGCGUUUGGCCCAAAUCUCUCUAAACCUGACCUAUCCAUGUACCUGUCUAAUGUUUUUUAAACAUUUCAAUAGUACCUGCCUCAACUACCUCUUCCAACAGCUUGUUCCAUACACCCACCACCCUUUGUGUGAAAACGUUACCCCUCAGGUUCCUAUUAAAUCUCUCCAACCCC
Leucoraja erinaceus (little skate) is the source of this 2980-nucleotide messenger RNA. RefSeq names its product heparanase 2 (gene hpse2). Gene Ontology annotation, cellular component: membrane; extracellular matrix. Gene Ontology annotation, molecular function: hydrolase activity, acting on glycosyl bonds. Bases 42 to 1808 code for a protein of 588 amino acids. The transcript has 12 exons. Lineage: Eukaryota; Metazoa; Chordata; Chondrichthyes; Rajiformes; Rajidae. The record is from RefSeq and is a predicted model, not a curated record.